Molecule: messenger RNA, 1482 nt
Organism: Pistacia vera
Lineage: Eukaryota; Viridiplantae; Streptophyta; Magnoliopsida; Sapindales; Anacardiaceae
Product: probable serine/threonine-protein kinase PBL5
Exons: 5
Coding region: 1-1236 (411 amino acids)
Biological process (GO): protein phosphorylation
Molecular function (GO): ATP binding; protein kinase activity
Source: RefSeq, a predicted model, not a curated record
AUGGGUUGUUUUCGUUGCAGUGGGAAAUCAAUCAAGGAUGAUAAUAUCAACAUCAACGAUAAUAAUAAGAAUUCUAGACAAGGUGAUCAAAGACAAACCACUUCAGAUACAUCAAGGGUUGCUUCACACGAUACUGUAAAGAAAGAGGAGGUUUCAAAGGAUGACCAAUUAUCUAGAGAUGUAAAGAACUUAAAUUUGGAAGAUGAUACAAACGGUGGCAAGAGGGCAGAGACAUUUACAUUUGAAGAACUUGCGGUUGCAACUGGUAAUUUUAGGUCAGAUUGUUUUUUGGGUGAAGGAGGUUUUGGCAAAGUUUAUAAGGGCCACUUGGAUAGAAUCAACCAGGUUGUCGCUAUCAAGCAACUUGAUAGAAAUGGAGCUCAAGGGAUAAGGGAAUUUGUUGUUGAGGUAUUGACAUUAAGCUUAGCAGACCACCCUAAUCUUGUAAAAUUGAUUGGCUUUUGUGCUGAAGGCGAUCAGAGACUAUUGGUUUAUGAGUACAUGCCCUUAGGAUCUUUGGAAAACCAUUUAUUUGAUAUUCGAUCUGAUAGAAAACCACUUGAUUGGAAUACAAGGAUGAAAAUAGCAGCUGGUGCAGCAAGGGGCUUGGAAUAUUUGCACGAAAAAAUGAAGCCCCCUGUUAUAUACCGUGAUCUAAAAUGUUCUAACAUAUUGCUUGGUGAGGGGUAUCACCCCAAGUUAUCUGAUUUUGGCUUGGCUAAAGUAGGUCCUAGUGGGGAUAAGACACAUGUAUCCACAAGGGUUAUGGGCACGUACGGGUAUUGUGCACCGGAUUAUGCAAUGACUGGUCAGCUGACAUUUAAAUCAGAUAUUUACAGCUUCGGCGUUGUCCUUUUGGAGCUCAUCACUGGUCGGAAAGCAAUUGAUCAAACAAAAGAUAGAAAGGAGCUAAAUCUGGUUGCAUGGGCUCGACCCAUGUUCAAAGACCGAAGGAACUUUUCCAAAAUGGUUGACCCAUUGCUUGAAGGUCAAUAUCCUGUGAGAGGUUUGUACCAAGCUCUUGCCAUUGCUGCUAUGUGCGUUCAGGAGCAGCCUAACAUGCGGCCUGCCAUAUCUGAUGUUGUAAUGGCUCUCGGUUAUCUUGCGUCCCAGAUAUAUGAUCCCCUAAACCCUUCAGCCAGAAGUGCCCGAAGGAAACCACCUUGUCUUGUCGAAGAAACUGGGGAAACUGCUGAUCCAAAAAAUGGUGGCAGUGAGUCCCCCAGCAGCAACUAGGCCAGAAGAAAGACGAAAUCAGGAAUAAAAUGGUCCAUACCUUUCUCCACUGUUUAUAUACAGGCAGUAGUAGGGCCUUGUUAUCAAAUUUUGUUCUGUCAGAAGAUAACAGGUGCUACUCGCAUACAGGAAAUUUGCCCUUUUACUCUUCCAUCUCUGUUGUACAUGUGAGCUAGCUGAGGCUCUUAUUCCAGAGAUGCCUCUUUGCUGAACCAUUUUUCCAUAAAUAAUAGUUUAGCUUAAUAA